Sesamum indicum (sesame) is the source of this 3241-nucleotide messenger RNA. RefSeq names its product beta-galactosidase 3 (gene BGAL3). Gene Ontology annotation, molecular function: hydrolase activity, hydrolyzing O-glycosyl compounds; carbohydrate binding. The record is from RefSeq and is a predicted model, not a curated record. Lineage: Eukaryota; Viridiplantae; Streptophyta; Magnoliopsida; Lamiales; Pedaliaceae. Gene Ontology annotation, biological process: carbohydrate metabolic process.
UACUUUCUUAGAUUCAUUCACGCUGUCCUGUCUCUUACCCUUCUUCCAUUUCCACUUUCUCUUUUUACUUCCAUUAUAGUACAGUAAUACAUUAUUUUCUUACACUACCACAGAUUGAAAAGUUUAAGAAAAGAAAAGAGAGAGAAAGUGAAACUUUCUUCUCUCCAAUCUGGCCUUUUUUGGAGAGUUGAGCUCAAACAGUCAAGCAGUGAAUCCUGUACAUACAACACCUAUAUAUAUGUAUAUAUAUACACACAUACUCACAUUUUUCUUGUCAGCUCAGCUGCUUUCUUUCCUUUGUCCAAAGUAAGAAAUGCACACUUCUGCAGCUUUUUCACACACAAACACACACAACAGUACACAUUCUUGCUUUAUGAUUCACUACUAGCACAACUGUAGAUGCAAUAUACAUACAAAAGAAGAGAAGAGGAGAGGAGAAGAAGCUACAAACUUGUUAAUUUAGAGACUGAAACAUGAAAAUGAGUUCAAUUUCAAGGUUGGGUUUUUGGGUGUGCAUGGUGGUGGUGGUUCUUGGAUGUGGGGUGGUGGAGUGUAGUGUCACUUAUGACAGAAAGGCCCUAAUCAUCAAUGGGCAAAGAAGAAUUCUCAUUUCUGGUUCCAUACAUUACCCCAGAAGCACUCCUGAGAUGUGGGAAGAUCUGAUAAACAAGGCUAAAGAAGGAGGUCUGGAUGUGAUUGACACCUAUGUGUUUUGGAAUGUUCAUGAGCCCUCUCCUGGCAACUAUAAUUUUGAAGGGAGAUACGAUUUGGUGAAGUUUGUGAAGACAAUUCAGAAAGCAGGGCUGUAUGCUCAUCUCCGGAUUGGACCUUAUGUUUGUGCAGAGUGGAACUUUGGGGGAUUACCUGUUUGGUUGAAAUUUGUACCAGGGAUUAGCUUCAGGACAGAUAAUGAGCCGUUCAAGAUGGCUAUGAAAAGAUUCACCAAGAAAAUUGUCAAUAUGAUGAAGACCGAAAAUCUGUAUGAAUCUCAGGGUGGCCCCAUUAUACUUUCCCAGAUUGAGAAUGAAUACGGUCCACAAGCAAACUUACUUGGUGCUCCUGGCCGUCAAUAUGUGACUUGGGCUGCAAACAUGGCUGUUGGACUAGAUACUGGGGUUCCAUGGGUGAUGUGCAAGGAAGACGACGCCCCAGAUCCUGUGAUUAACACAUGCAACGGCUUCUAUUGUGAUGCUUUCUCCCCAAACAAACCUUACAAACCGAUGAUCUGGACUGAGGCUUGGACUGGCUGGUUUACAGAAUUUGGUGGUCCGGUUCACCAGAGGCCGGUCGAGGAUUUGGCAUUUUCUGUAGCUAGAUUCCUACAAAAGGGAGGCUCGUUUGUUAACUACUACAUGUAUCAUGGAGGCACAAACUUCGGCCGUUCUGCUGGGGGCCCUUUCAUCACUACAAGUUAUGAUUAUGACGCUCCAGUUGAUGAAUAUGGUUUGAUACGACAGCCUAAAUACGGUCAUAUGAAAGAGCUUCAUAAAGCUGUUAAACUAUGCGAGAGAGCUCUGGUUUCAGCAGAUCCCACCGUGACUUCAUUAGGAAGCCUUCAAGAGGCUUACGUGUACUCUUCAGAAUCAGGAGAUUGUGCGGCAUUUCUUUCAAAUUAUGAUACUAACACUACAGCAGGAGUCAUGUUCAAUAACAUGCAUUAUAGCCUGCCUCCUUGGUCUAUAAGCAUCCUUCCGGACUGCAAGAAUGUAGUCUUCAAUACAGCCAAAGUUGGAGGUCAGACGUCGCAGAUGGAAAUGCGACCUACUGAUACUGAAAUAUUCUCAUGGGAAACAUAUAAUGAAGAUUUAUCUUCUUCAGAUGACAGCUCAACAUUCUCUACACUCGGUCUCUUGGAACAGAUAAAUGUCACGAGAGAUUCUAGUGAUUAUCUUUGGUACACAACUAGUGUUGACAUUAGUCCAUCAGAGUCUUUCUUGCGAGGUGGGGAGCUCCCAACUCUUAUUGUUCAGUCAAGUGGACACGCUUUGCAUGUCUUUGUGAAUGGAGAACUUUCUGGUUCUGCUUUUGGGACGAUGGAGAAGAGGAGAUUUACAUUUACAGGGAAAGUUAAUCUACGUUCUGGAUCGAAUAAGAUUAGUCUCCUGAGUGUGGCUGUCGGACUUCCAUACAUUGGCGGACACUUUGAGACAUGGAACACCGGCAUCUUGGGUCCAGUUGCAUUGCGGGGACUUGAUCAGGGAAAAUGGGAUUUGUCUUGGGCAAAAUGGACAUACCAGGUUGGCCUUAAGGGAGAAGCCAUGAAUCUUGUCUCUCCAAGCAGUGUUUCUUCAGUUGACUGGACGAAGGGUUCACUUGUUGCACAAAAACAGCAGCCGCUAGCAUGGCAUAAGGCUUAUUUUAGUGCACCUGAUGGAGACGAACCGCUGGCUUUGGACAUGAGUAGCAUGGGCAAAGGCCAACUAUGGGUUAAUGGUCAGAGUCUUGGAAGAUACUGGACUGCAUAUGCUGCUGGUGAUUGCAGCGGUUGUAGUUACACGGGGAUUUUCAAGCCUCAAAAGUGCCAAGUCGGAUGUGGACAACCAACUCAGAGAUGGUACCAUUUACCACGGUCUUGGUUAAAACCAACUCAGAAUCUCUUGGUACUUUUUGAAGAAAUCGGAGGCGAUCCCACGAGAAUCAUUCUCGUGAAGAGAUCAGUGACGAGCGUUUGUGCAGAUGUCGCUGAGUAUCACCCGAAUAUCAAGAACUGGCAGGUGGAGAGCUAUGGAAAAAUGGAAGAGUUUCGCAAGCCAAGAGUUCACCUUCAUUGUGGCCCCGGACAGUCCAUUUCUUCCAUCAAGUUUGCUAGCUUCGGGACUCCACUAGGAACCUGCGGGAGCUUUCAACAAGGAACUUGCCAUGCUCCUACCUCAUACACUGUCUUAGCAAAGAAGUGCAUCGGGCAGCAGAGAUGCUCAGUUACUAUAUCAAAUCGUAACUUUGGGCGAGAUCCGUGUCCCAACAUAUCAAAGCGGUUGUCAGUUGAAGCGAUAUGUGCCCCUUUGGAUUAAUAUAUAGCCAUAAUAGUGUAAGCAAAGAAAGAGAGAGACUGAAGGGAAGUAUCACUGAAGAGAUAGUCAUAUAGCCAUUUUUCAUGCACACAACCAUUGGUUCUUUAAUUCCAUGUAGAUUUACUCACCUAGUGUCUAAAUGCAUUAUUAGAUUGGUUAAUUAGUUUUGUGAAUUAUGGGACUUCAAAAUGUAAGUUUCAUGAUGUAUGUUAAACCUUAGUUGUUUUUCA